Solanum dulcamara is the source of this 1497-nucleotide messenger RNA. Its product is annotated as GPN-loop GTPase QQT1. Bases 349 to 1266 code for a protein of 305 amino acids. Gene Ontology annotation, cellular component: cytoplasm. Lineage: Eukaryota; Viridiplantae; Streptophyta; Magnoliopsida; Solanales; Solanaceae. Gene Ontology annotation, molecular function: GTPase activity. The record is from RefSeq and is a predicted model, not a curated record. The transcript is spliced from 11 exons.
AUGAAGUAAAUUUGGAAAAUAUUGGAAACCUACAUAAGGUGUACAAAGUUUUUAGUCAUCUUGUGCUACCAGUUCAAAAUUUUACAUGGUCGUUUGGAGCUCCUAUUGUGAAUAAUGUACUGAUGUUGAUUAUGAGAAAGCAGCUGCAUAAUCCUGCUGCUACUGCUGUUGUGAAACUAAGCUGGUGUGGAGGGAUGAAAAAUGCGUUUGUUUGUGAGUGAUUCCAUGAUAGACCUUGCACUUUCUGUGCAAGAGUUAACAGAUAGUAAGAAUUCUGAUGUUACUUCGCAAAGUAAAUAUUUCUUCAGAUAGCAGGAACUUUGAGGGUUAGAAUUAGAACCUAGAAGAAUGGUGUUUGGUCAAGUAGUGAUUGGCCCCCCUGGUUCCGGCAAAACCACUUAUUGCAACGGGAUGUCUCAGUUCCUCCAGCUGAUCGGACGGAAAGUUGCUGUUAUCAAUCUUGAUCCCGCUAAUGAUGCUUUACCAUAUGAGUGUGCUGUGAAUAUUGAGGAUCUAAUUAAGCUGAGUGAUGUAAUGGUUGAACAUUCUCUUGGUCCCAAUGGAGGGCUUGUAUAUUGCAUGAACUAUCUCGAGAAGAAUAUUGACUGGUUGGAGUCUAGGUUAAAACCUCUCCUUAAAGAGCACUAUUUACUUUUUGAUUUUCCGGGUCAGGUGGAACUAUUUUUCCUUCAUGACAAUGCGAAGAAUAUGAUUAUGGAACUUAUAAAGAAGUUAGAUCUUAGGUUGACCGCAGUCCAUUUAGUUGAUGCCCAUCUUUGCAGUGAUCCAGGGAAAUAUGUGAGUGCAUUGCUCCUCUCUUUAUCCACCAUGUUACACUUGGAGCUUCCUCAUGUCAAUGUUUUGUCAAAGAUUGAUCUAAUUGAAAGCUAUGGAAAGCUAGCUUUUAACCUAGACUUCUACACAGAUGUCCAAGAUUUAUCAUAUCUGCAGAAUGAGAUCAGUCAGGAUCCUCGCUCUGCUAAGUAUAGAAAGCUUACAAAGGAGCUUUGUGAGGUGAUUGAAGAUUAUGGACUCGUCAACUUCACACCUUUAGAUAUCCAGGAUAAAGAGAGCGUUGGGAAUCUAGUUAAGCUAAUUGACAAAAGCAAUGGAUACAUAUUUGCUGGCAUAGAUGCAAGCGCUGUUGAAUUCAGCAAAAUUGCAGUUGGUCCUGUUGAUUGGGACUACUACCGAGUUGCAGCAGUGCAGGAGAAAUACAUAAAGGAUGAUGAAGACUUUAUGACGAGCAACAGUGAUACAAAAUAGUUUGUCCAUAUGGGCUUCUGAUAAAAUCUCCGAAUACUGCAUCUUACAGAAACUAAUUUUAUUCUCCUAAUGUAUGGUAGGAUUCCGUCCUCAUUUUGUUCGUUUGCAUGCCUGUAUUUACUCGUUAAAAGAUGAACACUUGGUCACUUUUUCUGAAACCUUCAAUUGUACAACAAAAAUAGAUAGAAGGGCUCCUUUACAAUCCUCUGAUACAAUGUUCAUUUCCCAUGA